ACUCUCAUUCAGUCCUUUACUGCCUUCUUCAUCCACAUUCACUUCUUUACAGGCCAAACACCUCUACAAUUCGCAAUGCGUUCUUACCUUAUUCUCGGGGCUGCUGCCCUCGUCGCCGCUUCCCCUGCUCCUCAGGGAUUCGACUUCGCCGCUGUUGAUGCUGUUCAAGCUCCCGCCCAGGGUCCUCCCGUUGGUCCUGGUCCCGCUGAAGAUGUCUCGUACAACCAGGGCGAGGCUCAGGGCCAGGCUGCUGCAGCUGCUGCUGCCCCGGCUUCAGCUCAGCUCGCCAAGAAGAGUGCUGGUGCCGAUCUUGAGGCUCGUACCUUUUGGUGGCUCAAUCCUAAGCCGGUGCAGCCCAACCCCGGUUACCCUGUUGUAACUCCUGCGCCUACUCCUACCACUACCGCUGCGCCUACCUACAACCCUACCUCCACCAACACUGCUCCGGAUGGCUGCACGCCAGUGAGCUGGACCAAUACUUGGGCUUUCACUGCCGACCCGGCAUGCCCUACCGCUAUCGAGGUCGGUACCUACUGCGGCUUCAUCAACCCUCUCGACCCUUGCGCUGCUCAACCCAACGCUUACGGACCUCCCACGGUGCCCGACACUGUCGACGCCUUCAAGAGCAACACUGUCUACUCUGACCUUGCAAAGAACGCUAAGACCCCCACUGGAUACGCUCAGGCCUUCUCCAACCUCCAGGGCUCCGUAGAGGGAAGCGGAUACCUCUCCUACAAGCUUCUCACCUCGUACGACCCCGCGGCAUGCGCUGCCUACUGCGAUGAGACCAAGACAUGCACUGGCUUCAACAUCUUCAUCGAGCGUGACCCCAAGUUCAACCAGGAGCAGUGCAGCUGCCAGGCAUCUUCAAUCACUCAGUUCAAGUGCUCCAUCUGGGGACAGGAAGUCAAGAAGGAGGCUGCUACCAACAAGGGCGGCAACCAGGGCGGCUUCGAGGUCGUCGUUGUCGGUUCCAACGGUUACAACAAGGCGACUUACACUCCUCCUACUCUUCCUCCUUCGUGCAGCAAGCCCCAGGACUGCGGCCACAAGCUCCACAACCAGCAGCCUUACUGCAUCGGUCAGAAGACUUUCCCCGGCCCCUUCGACCCUACUCUUUGCUACGCGUACGCCGCGAAACAGAACAUCGUCAACAAGAAGGCCGGAUGGAUCAACUUGGUAAUGAGCAUGUUCGGCAUGAACAAGUCUGCUUGUGUCCAGUUCCAGGCUGCCUACAUUGAGAAGGCUGGACAUGGUGUCGGUACCCACUGCCGCCUCUUCACUAAGAAGUUCUCCUCUUUCCAGGCCAACCUUGACAUCUCCGUCGGUGGAUCGGCCAACUUUGGUUGCCAGAAGUCCUUCACUUGGGACCUCGACGUCAAUGCUAGCUUCGAUUUCAACUGGAAGCGCGACUUGAACGAGACCCUCGCCAUCAACUUUGAGUAAGCGGUUCGAGAGAGGUAUGAAAACGGUAGUUGGCAGCAUUGUGCCGGCGAAAAUCGGUUGAGCAUGGACGGAGUUCUUUUCAGUGUGGCAUAUUUGAUGACCUUUUCCUUGGAGCUAUUGCUCUCGUCCGAUCCUUAUGACCUUAUUAGAUAAAAAUUAUUAGUGUAUUGUAGUCAAUAAUAUGGAGCGUUAUGAUUUAA
Molecule: messenger RNA, 1646 nt
Organism: Parastagonospora nodorum SN15
Lineage: Eukaryota; Fungi; Ascomycota; Dothideomycetes; Pleosporales; Phaeosphaeriaceae
Exons: 1
Coding region: 76-1446 (456 amino acids)
Source: RefSeq, a predicted model, not a curated record